Molecule: messenger RNA, 2173 nt
Organism: Salvia hispanica
Lineage: Eukaryota; Viridiplantae; Streptophyta; Magnoliopsida; Lamiales; Lamiaceae
Source: RefSeq, a predicted model, not a curated record
UUAACCCAAUAAUUUCCAGAAAGCAAUGAUCUUCAGAAGAUUUUUGUCAAAUUGUUGGUUGAAACCCCUCCAAUAUCACUCAUUUAUCAACGCCAGCCCCCAAAUUCGACGCUUUUCGGCCUAUCCCAGAUUUGAUUUCAGCUGUGUACGUGAGCCCGAUGAUGCCGUCCAUCAGUUCCGGAAUAUGAUGAGAAUGCAGCCGCCCCCUUCUGUUAUUAAUUUCAACAAGUUAUUGAGUGCUGUAGUGAAGAUGCACCAAUACUCACUCGCCCUCCACCUGUUCGACGAAAUGCUUCAAAGGGGUGCUCCUAUAAGUCACUACACGUUGAGUAUUGCGAUCGAUUGCUUCUGCCGAUUGAAAAGUCCUGAUCUUGGGUUUUCAAUUUUAGGCAUUUUCUUCAAACGUGGGUACGAGCCUAAUGUGGUAACUUUUAACACUCUCAUCAAAGGGCUUUUAUUGGUCAGAAGGAUCCCAGAGGCAGCAAAGCUAUGUUGGAAGUUGUCUGCGUUGCAGCUCUGCAAUCCCAAUGAACGUACAUAUAGUACUAUGAUUAACGGGUUAUGCAAAGCCGGAGGUACUCUUGAGGUGCUUGAAUUGCUUCAUCGAUUGGAAAAAGAUAGGUGCAAACUUAAUGUUUAUGCUUACAACAUAGUUAUUGAUGCUUUGUGCAAAGAUAGUAAGGUAGAUGCAGCUCUUCGACUUUUCUCCUCCUUGGGUGAUAAGGGGAUUUCACCGGAUGUUGUGACAUAUAAUACUGUAAUUGAGGGGUUAUGCAAUCAUAGAAGAGGGAAUGAGGCUGAAGACAUUUUGAGGAAGAUGAUAUCGAAUAAGGUCUGCCCCGAUGCAACCACUUGUACUAUUUUUAUAGAUGCUCUAUGCCGAGAGGGAAGGAUGGAAGAGGCUGAGCAUAUAUUGGUAACUGGUAUGAAGCAAAUUGAUGUCCAACCUAACAUUUCAACAUACAAUGCAUUGAUGAAUGGAUAUUGUUUGCUAGGACAAAUGGAAAAAGCUAGAAACAUUUUCCAACUAGCAGUGAAAUCGGGCAUCAAGCAUAAUGUUAGAAGCUACAGUAUUUUGAUGAACGGGUAUUGCAAGCUGGGACGAGUUGAUGAAGUUUGUCAUCUUUUUACCUUGUUUCGCACGAAAGGAUUGAAGCGCGAUGUGGUUUCUUAUAGCAUAAUGCUAGAGGCUUUAAUUUUUGAAGGCCGAUGUGAAGAGGGCUUGAAGUUGCUGAAAGAGAUGGAAGCUCUACAAGUGCACCCUAAUGUAUUGACUUACAAUAUCUUGUUAGGUGGCUUGUGCAAGGCUCAUCGUAUUGAUGAAGCAUUUUCCAUGUUGCAUACCAUGGAAAGCAAAGGCGUCAUUCCGGACAUAGUAACUUAUAAUAUCCUCAUUGAUGGAUUGUGCAAAGAUGGUAAACUCAGACGGGCAAAGGAUGUGUUUGUCGAGCUUCCUUCCAAAAAUUUGCAGCCUAAUGUCGUAACAUGUACAAUUCUUGUUGGUGCAAUUUGUAAAGAAGGUCGGAUAGAUGAGGCUAUGGAUUUGAUGAUGCAAAUGGUUAACAAUGGUUGCUUACCUGAUGUUGUCACAUAUAAAAUCCUUAUUGUUGCACUCUGCGAAGAAGGACGGAUAGAAGAGGCUAAGGAUGUGAUGAUGCAAAUGGUGAACGAAGGUUGUUUGCCCAACAGUGAGACUUACAAUGUUUUUGUUCAAGGUCUUCUCAAAUGGAACAAGAUGGACGAUGCAAUUCUUGUAUUGAAAGAGAUGAUUGCAAGAGGGGGAUGUACAAUUUGCGCCACCACUAUUUCGAUGUUGAGUGAACCUCUGCGAAGGGAAGGUAAUGAAAGUGUUCUAUUUGAUAUGGUUAUGAAACUUUUGCCAAAGAAGGUGUAGGCUAAUCUAGUAUAGACAUAGACAAGAAGCUAGAGAGAGAUAUGCAUAAAUUGAUUGAAAUCCAUAGUGGUCCAUUCUAAAACCAAUUGGUGAUAUGACGAGGGACUCAUUAGCCUUAUAUAGGGAUUUUUGUUCUCUUUGAUGUGGAUAUUGUUAUGGUUAUUCUUGAACCUCCAAGUUAAACCUUGAAGGGAUUGUACUUGUUUUUCCAGAUUGGUUGGACCAACCAUCUAGGAAAUUGGCCUUAGUUUAAAGUUCAGAUGUAUGUUGGUUGGUGGU